AUGUAUCGUACCGGUAACGCGGACGCAGCUGUGACGGCGCUGUUCCGGUCCAUUUUCGUGCUCGCUGGAAGCAUGAGAGAAAUAAACCAACAUCGUUCCCGAGGGAUAAACGGCUUGUCGAUAUGGCUUCCCUUGCCGCCAGCCAGACUGCGUCGUGGGCCAGAGCGCUCAGCAAGCCCCGAUUCCGCACCAGAAGCUGAGGCCCUAACGGUUCGAUUCCACUAUAGAAAACCGCCGAUUUUAUUCACCCUUCGCCAGGAAUUGGGACCACUGCAAAAAGCCUUCCAUCAGCUCACCACAGCUACGACCAAACAGUCGGUACCGUAUUGUACACGGGCUGCAAAGCUUGACUCAACUCGCACCAUGCUAUCGUGCCGUCAGCCCUAUCAGUGCUUGAUAUCACGUCCCCACGCCCGACCCAAGCUUUUCCCUUAUCCCGCGCCCGCGAUUGGGCGAGAUAACAUCGCCCCACAGCUCUAA
This is a messenger RNA of Uncinocarpus reesii 1704, 480 nucleotides long. RefSeq lists its product as uncharacterized. Lineage: Eukaryota; Fungi; Ascomycota; Eurotiomycetes; Onygenales; Onygenaceae. The coding region runs from base 1 to 480 and encodes 159 amino acids. The transcript has 2 exons. The record is from RefSeq and is a predicted model, not a curated record.